GUCGCUCGUCGACAACUCUCAUGUCUGCUGCCGCAGCCAACAAGAAACGCAAAAGAGGAGCCGAGGAUGUUGACAAGGCUAGUCUAGUGUUCAGCACGCAGCCUGCAAGCCAAGUCGGACCUGUACUAGCCAGCUUCCCCUCGCUAGAGCCACCCAAGUCCACUGCCUUCAAGUGCUACGUCCAGAAAGGAGCGGACAAAAAUGCGCCAUUCGAGACGCAGUCUACCAUCGUUGCGGGAGAGGCGGAGACCGUGGAGUUCUUCACCGCAGACGGCCCGUUGACGUCAACCGGUUGCAGCUAUAUGAUCGGUGUUCAUGACAAGCGCACGAACACCACGACCUUGCGCCCUGUACCCCUUCAUGUCCUCACGAGGCAGGUGAAGGCGCUCAAGAACCUGCGGCCGAUCGAAGUCUCGACGGAGGAGCGUAUGGCCCAACGUAACACCCUCGGGGAGGCGUUCGGUACCAAAAAGGCGAAGGCGCAAAUUCGCGCUCGCGAGCGGAACAGGGUGGACAUCGACGCGAUGAAGAAUGUCACGGGUCACCUACAGGACACGAUCAUGCAAAACACCGAAACUCUUCCCACAGCCGACGAGGCGAAGGCCACAGCAGAUAGCAGUCGUCUCAUUCCUCCAUAUAACGCCGAUGCGCUGAGUGCGAAGGACGUUUACGCCCUGCACGACAUCAUCCCGGAGGUUGAGUUCAACGCACUCCCGAUCUCCGCGUUCAAGUCCGCCAAGUCCGACCGGGAUCGGAUAGCACUGUUGCCCUUCAACCGGUCCGACUGGCUAAAGCUGCAGCUCAAGCUCAUCUACAGCGCGCCCAAAGCCAACAAAACCGACCUGAAAAUCGUCUACUAUAUUUCGACUAUGAUGGCUUUCAACAAAAGCUCGCGAAGUGUCGGCGACAAGGACGCUUUGCAGCAGCGCCUACCUGGUGUCCCCCCAAUCGUACUUGAUGGCCUCAUCUCCAGGUUCACAGAGAUCGAGCGGAGUACGAAUAAGCCCAAAAUGACACCCCAGACCGAGACAAUGCUGCUAGCAUACAUGCUCUCCUUGUGUCUGCAGGUGGAAGACUACGCGGCGGACGUAGACACCAUCGCCCAUGACUUGAGCAUGGCACCCACGAAAGUGAGCGGUCUGUUCAAGUCUCUCGGCUGCGUCAUCAAGAAGCUCGGACCCAACGAGCUCAAGGAACGCGGCUUGCCGGACAGCGCAGCGGAGACCAAGCGGGCCGUCCUCAAGGUGCCACUGGAGUUCCCGAAGAACAGGGUCAAGCGCGCGCGGAAUUGAUUGGUCGUGCGGGCGUUGCGAUAUCCUUGGCCAUGUCUCUACCUCUCGCGUUGAUGCAUCCACUUUCAGCUGCGACUAUUGGUCCGACGUCGGCGAUAGUUUAUAGCGCGCCACUAUCGCAUGCGCCCGUAGUAUCGCAACAUGACCACCUCUAGUAUGGCAUGCAGCUCCUGAGUACUCACUUUGCGU
Messenger RNA from Trametes versicolor FP-101664 SS1, 1481 nucleotides. RefSeq names its product RNA polymerase I associated factor A49-like protein. Gene Ontology annotation, cellular component: RNA polymerase I complex. The record is from RefSeq and is a predicted model, not a curated record. Gene Ontology annotation, biological process: transcription elongation by RNA polymerase I; RNA polymerase I preinitiation complex assembly; nucleolar large rRNA transcription by RNA polymerase I. The transcript is spliced from 8 exons. Lineage: Eukaryota; Fungi; Basidiomycota; Agaricomycetes; Polyporales; Polyporaceae. Bases 21 to 1292 code for a protein of 423 amino acids. Gene Ontology annotation, molecular function: DNA binding.